UACUACUAGUAACGGUUUAUUCAGUAUUGCUAGUCAUUGUUUGUAUUGGACCAUUCAGGCUCACUCCAAAUAUUCAUCUAUGAACUAAUCGUGCAAGUUUCCUUUAAUAAUGAUAAUUUCUUUAUGGAAGAGCAUAUGCUUGGGCAUGUUGGUAAUCCGUAGUAACAACUUCUUUUAGCGCACAAAGUGAAGCACAGGACUGAAAGGUGUCCGCGUCAAUCCUUUCUGUCCUGUGUUUUACUUUGUGCUCUAAAAGAAGUUGUUUCUUUAUGGACUUUAGCAGAAUACAAGAGCUGGCCUGCCCAAGCCGCAACGGCUUAUGGAGCAGCACUUGGCAGCUGGCAGCACCACCAUUUAGCCAGGGGGUGGCACAGGGGAUAUGAUCCCUGCCCUCCAAAAUUUCUGUGUUCGUAUGCAGCCUUCCAAGCACCGCUUCCCCUUUCUGCCCCUCCUCGUCCCUGGUCAAGUGGAUGCCAUACCUAAAAAAAUUUCUGGCUAUGCCCCUGUUGGGCAUCACUCAUAUACAGAAAUAUAAGGAGGAAUAGAAAAAUACUAAAAAGGCAAGAGAAACAGCAUUAUCAAAAAAAAAAAAAAGACUCGAGCAAUAUACAUUUUCCACGACAAUACUCUUUGUGGCGCUUUGUUAGAACAGCAGGCACAUGGUCCUUUUGAGACGAUUGAUUGAUUGGCUAUCUCGCAACCACCAAGACCGUGUGUGUGCAUUCUGUUAUGUGCAGGGAGUGAUGGUGGUGCACAUGGCCAGUGGGGGCCCUGGGGACACAGAAGCCGUGCUGCUGCCAUUCACCCACCAGGUGGGGGGACACAGCCGCAUGUUGCUGCUGGACCCAGGCACCCUGUGCAAGCCGCUCAUUCCAAGGGAGCUCCACUUCUACCUGCACGUGCCGCGUGAGAUGCGACCCUUCGUGCCCAGCUACAAGGGCGUCAUCCAGGUGCACCACGGGCACGCCAGCGAGGAUGAGGACGACGAGGAUGACGAGUCGUGGUGCCAGGGGAAGCCGUCCGGGAGUGAAGCCUCGCAACUCAGGGUGCAAAUAUGCAGCUGCAACGAGGAACGCCUGUUGCUGCGCGAGUCUUCAUCAUGGAGUGGAAGUCAAUACCUGUUGUUGCUGGAGAAUGUUGUGUCGCACUUCCGCCGGCCAUGCAUUCUGGACUUGAAGAUGGGCACACGGCAGCACGGUGACGAUGCCUCGGAGGAGAAACGCCAUCGCCAGAUGGCCAAAUGCGCUGCCAGCACUUCUGCUUCCUUGGGUGUCCGCAUCUGCGGCAUGCAGGUGUACCAGUCGGGCAGCUUCAUGUGCCGGGACAAGUACUACGGCCGGAGGCUGGACGACCGGGGCCUGCGCCACUGUCUGCGGCAGUUCUUCCACGAUGGCUACAGGCUGCGUGCCGACCUGGUGGCACUGGUCACGCAGCGACUACUUGGGCUGCGCCGUGCCGUCGAGCGCCAGAACUCAUUCCGCUUUUAUUCGUCCUCGCUGCUCGUCAUCUACGAGGGCUCUUCACCAUCUUCUUCCUCGCACGAAGACGACGAGGCCAGUCACUCCAGCAGUACAGCGGGGACUGCGGCCGAGUCUGAAGAGGACGACGCGCCGUCGCCACCACGCGUGGACGUGCGAAUGAUCGACUUUGCACACACUACACACGAGGGCUACGAGGGAGACACCACGCGACACUGCGGGCCGGAUGCGGGGUACCUGCUCGGACUGGACAAUCUGGUGCGGCUGCUGAGCGAGGUGCAGGCGUCGGCCGUCGACACGUAGAUUGGACGCCCCGUGCAUCGUGCCGUUUCGUUGCGCGCCCGCCCUCUAGGAAAGGCGGUGGUGUUACCGUGCCAGUGACUGGUUGAAUUUCAGGAUGCCCCGAGUGUGAGUGAGAAGCAGAGAAACUUGUAUAUACAUAACAGCCCUGCCAGUUUGCCGGCAAGGGGCCUUACCUCACUGCCAGCUUUCACACCUUCGACUGUGGACAGGCUGGGUGGAGGCAUCGCUGACUGUGUUUGGGACAACAACACGUGCGAAAGACUUUUUUUUUCUUUACCUCUGUGCUGUUGUACGUCAUGGAUACUUUGGCGUCGGCACAGCAUGAGUUGUCAGAAAUGUUGUUCUGGCUACCAUUUCAUGGGUACAUGACAAUGUUGACAUUGAGCAUCUUCGCCUCAUUGCUGCUGUUUUUUUUUUUUUCAUUCUUUUUUACCAUGGCAGUAUCAAAAACUGAUGAAAGCCUUGAAUUGUUACUUGUUGAAGAGAAAAGAAAAAAAAGGGGGGGGGGGGGGGUUGCUGAGGUGUUUCCUCUUACACAAGCACUGCCCAAAUCCCACAAUUGUCUUUACCAUACCUGAUGUUACCCCCUCUGUUGGCCUUCUAAGUUCAGUCAUCACUGGUAAUGUAAGCAAUCACUAUUUUCGCAUUGUGUUGGCUUUCUUCCAGAGCACACUGCACAGAUGCUGGUACCUUUGUGGUGAAAGUUGUUGUGGGUCUUUGCUUUAGGCGCCUAGAUCCAGUGGUCUAAUGAGAUGCACUGUGCGAUCGCAGCCCAGCGACAAGACCAGUUGCAUUGUUCUAUGCCUGGUGUAAUGUCAAUGUAAAAAAAAAUAUUGCAGUGCUUGACCUGUAUGUGGUACAUGGAAGUGGAUGACACCGUAUUCUGUAAUUAUGAGCUCUGGUUUAAGGAAGUCUAAAGGUUGCUACGCUGCGAAACCAGCGGACCCUUGUUGGCUGCACCCUUUACAACAUUUGGCUCAUUGUCUUGUGCUUAGCAGGUGCGUACGAAAAGAUAGUCCUUUUCUACAAAGUUCUAAAAUAUUAGGAGUCACAUCAAGCAAGUUCCUUUCAGUCUGAAUACCUGUGCUUAAUGAAAUGAAAGCGUGAGUCACUUUUUUUUUUCUUGUAUAAAAAGAAAACAAAGAGAAAUGGGCAGCAAUAAGCAGUAACCGAUUAAUACACAGUUUUAAUUUGAGCAGGUUACUAGGGUUGCGCAUCUGCACAGUACUUUGUUGGUGUGGCACAUAGCCUAACAGGUAUUUGCUGUUACUAUGGAGGGCAGAGUUAACGUUCCGGUGCUACCUGGUGAUCUAGGUAAACUACGUGCUCCUGUUUUCCAGUCGGUGAAUGUAGCAUAUGUUCGUUUGUGUUAGUUCUUUUGUUAGGUACACGCUGCUUGCACUUGUGAGGUCACCGUUUUCUCUGGUCUCUUGAGGAUCAUAGGGCUGCACAUUGGCAUGUGUACGUGACAUAGUGUCUUUUGGCUCGCUAUUAGCACUGCCCUAAACCCAAGUGCAGCAAAGGGACUCAAAUGAUGGCCUUCUUCCAGCGACAGUUGGCAGUUUUGCUCAAUAGAAUGUGCAGCCAAACAUGUGCAGAAGUGCUGUUUUUGAUUUUGUGGUAAAGUUGCCUGAUGAGGAAGAAUUGUGAGUCACAACGUCUGCGCCACGCUCUGUCUGACGUUCAUUUAGGCACUGCAGCACUGGUUUGAAUAAAAGUGAAAUUGGCAGUGCACUUCCCCGCGGAUUGACUCCUACGCGGCGCAAUUGUCAAUAGUAAAUUGUGUUAUAUUCGGUCACUAUUUCUUUUUGAAAGCAAGGGGACUUUGCCAAGCGACCUUGCCAGUGGGGCACUUUGCACCACAUACUUUGUAUUGCAGAUUUUGCACCUUUAUUCACUUUGCAUCCAUGGUUCAAAAUCUGUCACUCCAGUGAAAAACGUUUGAAGUGAAGACAGUUUCUGCAACUCGGUGUGCCAAAAAUGCGUCCCAAGUUGUCUUUAGAAAUCUUUGUGGCUCUCUCUUCCAAAUUGUUGUGGCCUUUGUUGAACUACACCCACAUUGUGCGUUGCACGAAUACUGCACCACAAUGUUGCCAAUCUUAACGACUGCAGCCCAAACUUGGGUCUUACGACUUCAGUGUGUCACACUUUCACUGCAUUCGCUUUGCAUGCCGGCCGGUUUCCAAACAUUUGUGGAAUUAUGAAGCGUCAUAUUUUGCCUGAGAGACAUGUGUCGUUGCAACCUGGAUGCAAGAUCUGGCACUGUGACCAUUACUUUUGAUGGCAAUAGCAAUCAGAGAAGCCAAAGUCAGGAAAAGAGUGAUGGUGCAGUUGCAGGGGUGUUACACUGGCAUUAUUUUUUCACCCGGGGAGUGUGAGCAGUUGAAAACUUUUGUCAUCCGUGUUGUUGCUGUGAUGCUAGCGAAUUUUCAGUGUGCUGAUGCUUGCCAUUGAGUUGAUGCAGACUGAUAGUGUCUGUGAACUGUGCAAGUGCGAUGCAAUGGCAGCUUUACAAAAUGUGUUAGCAUUGUGCUGGUGAAAAUUACAAAAAGGUUUUACUUGCAAUCUCAAGGGCAGAUGUUGCUCAUUUAAUAUAUAUAUAUAUUUAUGGACCUGUUUUGUCUUUGUUGAGGGCUUCCACUGUGUGGAAACUUGUUUCGUUUUUUUUUCUUGGCUGUGAACUGUUUGGUGUAUUGUGUGGAGUUUGGCAACUUUUUUUUUUCCAUGUUUUUGCUAUCAUCUGUUAAAGUUGUUUACAUUUUUUUUCCCUGGAUUUCUUGUUGUUGUGCUAGUUGCGAGGUGUAGUGUAUUCUCGUGCUGCAAAUUUUGUGUGUUCCUUUAUAUAGUGUUGUGAAGCAGAGAUGUGGAGUGUGCGGACAUUUUGGCCUCGCCCAAGCAAUAGUGCAGCACUGGAUUUUCGUCUCGAAAGCGACAGACUGCCUGGACUAAAAACGUCGCUCCUUCCCUGGACUAUGUCUUGUGUGCACGAUUGCCGACAGCCGGCGAUUGGAAGUUGCAAAAUGAUGGGCCGAACACUAUGCAUAACUCAUGUUGUGGUUGUUGUAUCUCAUUAUAUAGUUUUAAACUAAAUUUGGGAAUACCUC
Messenger RNA from Dermacentor silvarum, 4885 nucleotides. Its product is annotated as inositol hexakisphosphate kinase 3-like. Gene Ontology annotation, biological process: inositol phosphate biosynthetic process; phosphatidylinositol phosphate biosynthetic process. Gene Ontology annotation, molecular function: inositol hexakisphosphate kinase activity. Lineage: Eukaryota; Metazoa; Arthropoda; Arachnida; Ixodida; Ixodidae. Gene Ontology annotation, cellular component: cytoplasm; nucleus. The record is from RefSeq and is a predicted model, not a curated record.